Messenger RNA from Aureobasidium vineae, 1356 nucleotides. The record is from the annotation of a GenBank genome assembly. Lineage: Eukaryota; Fungi; Ascomycota; Dothideomycetes; Dothideales; Saccotheciaceae.
AUGGCAAUCGGCAAACCAAUUUUCGCCGAUGUUCUGGGCCAGUGGCCACAACUCAAGACCUACAACCACGGCUCUGCUCUGUACAAAGCUGAAGGGAUUCCCAGGGAGAACAUCAUUCGCGAAUGGGAAGCAGCGGCCGACAUUCUGACGGCACAAAUUCCUUGGCUUGUCGAGAGGGUCGUGCAUGACGGUGUCGCUCCGGGAAACACUGGACAAUUCUAUACAGCACCAUGGCCAUCACAUUUGCCCCCAAACAGACUGCUCCGAUUGAAAGACUGCAGUGACCUUCUCCCGAGCUACCAGGAACUCCACGAUUCGCAGUUGCCAAUUCAGAGUUUGGAUGGCAGGAUUGUUUGUCCCACUCCUGGCUUCCCGCUCCCGUACAACGAGGAAGAAAUGGGACCAGCCCCUGCUUGUAUCAUUCAGUUGAACUUCAUCCAAGACGGCGUGAUUGUUACUUUUUCGAAUCAUCACAAUGUCAUGGAUGGAACGGGCUUGUUCAAUGUUAUUGGCAUGAUGGCCUUGCUACUUGAAGGCAAAGCUUUGCCUCAAGAAUGCAUCGAGCAAGGAAAUAGGGAUCGUGCCACUGUCGUACCUCUCUACCCUGACGACGUCCCGAUCAAGGAUCACUCCUACCUGAACGCCAUCACACUGCCUCCUCCGCCGGUGACGGCACCCAUGGCAAAAUGGCUGGCCGUCAAGUUCAAGAAAGGAGCUUUGUCUCCACUCAAAGCCUUGGCCAGCGACCCGACCGGCUUUGACAAAGACGUAAAGUUUAUCUCCAGCGGAGAUGCCGUGAGCGCUCUGUACUGGAAGAUCUUGGCCGGUAUCCGCGUGCAGCAAGGAAUGGAUCCCUCUGCACGCACCAAGUUCUCGCGCGCCAUUGAUGCACGCUCAGCCGUCAAAGUUCCUACAACUUUUAUGGGUCAAAUGGUGCACUCCGUACCGACCUACUAUACACAUCAAGAACUCAUCGAUCUGCCACUUUCCACCAUUGCAUCUGCUUUGCGCAAGGAUCUCGAUACGACGAACAACGAAUACUCGGUACGCAGCUAUGCCACCUUUAUCGCCAGACAACCCGAUAAAACGAAGCUCAUGUACACUGGUCCUUUCAACCGACAGACCGACAUUGCAUCUUCGUCAAUGGCGCAAGCUUCCUUGGUGCUCAAGUUCGGCCUAUUGGGUAUGCCUGAGUUCAUCCGUCGUCCUAAUCUGUUCCCCAUACCAGGCACUUUGUACUUUUAUCCUCCCGAUGCCGCUGGAGAUCUGAAUCUUCAUGUCUGUCUGCGUGAUUUUGAGGUUCAGGCUUUGCAGGACGAUCCUAUCUGGGGGCAGGCAGCUGAAAUUGUUGGGUAG